UUUCCAUCGCGAUCGCUCUUGCCCGUCCAACAUCCUUUGGUUCAUUCCACUCUCUACUCACUGGUCUUGCCUGAGACAAGCUUCACUUCACGCAAGUGUCUAUAUUCCAAAGAUUUGCUCUCCAGGAGUACUGCACCAGCUGGAUGAUGUGCGAUGCUUAAACGCGUUGUACCUUGAUGGAGCUAGUCACUUACUUGCAGAGGAAGAAUCAGACCUUAUCAUCAUUGGAUUUCGCCUAGUUUUCACCGCAUUAACCUCGCACCGAACAAUGUCUAAUCAACCACCGACACCGUCGUAUGGCGAUGUCAGUCAUUACACACACCCGUGGCCACCUCCCUCAAAUCCCUUUCCAUCGGCUGCAUUGCCUCCUUUUUUACCGCAGAAUUUCCCUUAUGCUCCGAACCUAUCGCUCGCGCCGCAUCCGUCACGGGACAGCUCCAAUCAACCUCGGGAGCAUAAUGAAACGCAGUUCAACGCAAACUCGCGUCUCCCAGGACUGGGAGCCCCAGGUUCUGGAGCGGCCUUACCACCACCACCAUUCCCGUUUCUGAAUCCCUUUACACCUCCGCAGUUUCCUUCUCCGCUUCCUUCGAUGCAAAUGCCACCCAUGAACUACUCUCUACCUAUACCGCACGCGCCGAUGAAUGCACCACCGAGUCGGCCUCUGACGGGAGAUAUCCAGUCACAGGCGAACUCAAUACCUGCGAACAUGGUGGAUAUUCCCGCCACCUUCACGUCGCCAGCUCAACAUGAUCCUGACCGUGAAGAGGGCGAACUGACCGAUAGGGAAGGAGGCUGGCCCCAAAGUUCCCCUAGGCCUUGUGGGAAACAGCCGGGGCCGGUAAAUGGUCUGGGCGCGGAAACGCGUCCUCCUCAAAUGCAAACCCGACGACGACGUUCAAAGUCACGGUACUCGGACCUGGAAGAAGGCGAAGCUUCACCUGACCCUCAUUCAUCUAGCCGAGCCAGUGGAUCCCCAUAUAACCCCCCGAUGUCGGUGACCGAGGCGUUCGUCCCUGGUGGGAAUAUAAACUCGGAAACAUUGAACUCGCUCGCGCCGUCGGCUCCCAAGGAAAACGAUGCCACAAGGGAACCACAACCGCUGUCUAACCACUCCAAGUCUUCAGCACAACUCCGCAUCCAAGCAAAAGGUGCCCUCCUUAGUUUAGCGCCGCACAACAUUCGCUAUGGUGAGCUUGCUGGGGAAGGCAUCAAUCCCGCACUUCUGAGACAACUAUACGAAGAAGUGGGCAUCAAAGUACCCACGCCGCAACCCGCCACUGCUGUUCGCUCAGAAUCCACCCGUUCGUCUAUAAGCUCCGAUAACAGCAAGUCCGUUUCUCAAAAGCCCUUGGACAACCAUCGAUCCAAUAAUGUUGAGUCCGAUGCUACCACGGGAGCACCUGUUGCUUCUCAGGUCGCCCCUUCCAAGCCGAUGGAAAGAAAGGAGUUGAUUGCGCGCAUGCUUGCCGCCAAAGCUGCUCGACCUUCCGCGGCACCACCGUCGGUGCAGGUCGAGUCUGCCAAGGAUGAGCCAUCAAGCGAAGGCUCUGCCACGGUGGAGGAUCCCGCCAAAGCCGCCCCUUCUCUUGCGACGUCGACCCAGGAAAAGGAAGUGCGUACAAAGGAGAAGAGCAAGGCACAGACCGAGCUGGCACGGCAACGCAUUGAGCUCCUCAAAAAGCAAGGCCUGAUGAGGAAUCAACAAAAGUCGCAACCGGAAUCGGUUUCCAUAGAUAGAUCGGGACCAGCUGCCCAGGCAAGCGAUGAAGAGCCGCUACCCCCUUCGAACCCUGCGACGAUACAGCAUCCUCUCCCGGAACGCCCCCCUGAUCCGGACUCCACCGCUGGAUCUCGUAUACCUGGACUUUUUAUGGCAGACACAGAAGAGGCCUCACCCGAGCCUCCUCCUACAUCGGUCCAGACACUGACGGUUGAUCCAACGCAGCAACCCCGGGCAACCCAACGAAAGCGUCCCCGGGCGUCGGACUUUGACGAGCCUAUUCCCGUCCCCAAGAAGACUUUCAGCAACGGGACCAAUUAUAUCCCCCCGGAUGAAAGACUCAUCAUUGACAUCAGCGACGAUGAUGAAUUCUACGAUGAUGACGCGGGUGCUAUGAAUAUCGACUCUUUGAUCCGAAACCACGAGAACUCCGUAAGGACGUUUCCAGCCACCGACUUGUCGUCGACCCAGGGGCUGUCUGCGUCAGCGACACCCCAAUACGCGUCGAAUAGCGAUACGGAACAGCUCCGCAAGAAAGACCUUGAGAUUCAGGCCAUGCAUCGGCGGAUAGCCGAGCUUGAAAAACGCAACAAAGCCAAGCUCGCCGCGAGCCGUACCCAAUCACCAUACGCCUUAGACUCCCCCGCUUCGCGAUCGCCUGAACCCAUCGCCGCGGAGAACGGAGCUAAAUCUAUACCGACUUCGCUGGCCCUCCACCAUUCAUCCUCGUCACUUCCUCAGGGAGUUGCCCCCCGAAGUGUGGACGGACCAGACGAUGUGCGGGCCAAACUUUUGCGGAGAAAGGAACUAGAAUCGGGUAUCCCGGCCUUAGAUGCCGAAAUACAAAGAACUGAGGCAAGAUUAGCGGAUUUCCGUGAGCAGGAAGCAAGUAUCCUCUCCGAGAUAGCGAAAGGCAGGGAGGGGCGAGAGCACCUACUCGAGGAACUGCACCAACUAGAUCUGGAACUGCAUGGAACAUCCUUUGAAGGAGUUGAAGCCAAGCUACGUAGCCCGCCGGCCGAGAACGGCGCCCAGGAAACAGAUGAAGUCCCUACUUCCGAGCAUGCGUUAGGCGGAGAUGCAGUCACGAUUCGGGACAGACUCGGGAGUCCCGGAGCAGGGUCUGCUGCCGAAAUGGCUUCUUUUCAAGAACAGCUGACCUCCACUGGCCCUGAACCGAUUGUGUGUGAACAAAUAGAGACCGCGAUAGGCCCCGCGAACUCUAAUCGGGAAUCUUCGCCCAUUUCUUCAUCCGAAUCUACGGGAUCCGCUAUGGACGAAUCCAAUGGCAGUUCUGACGAGAGCUCGGGCAGCCCUGACCCCGAAGAACCUCGUCAACGGACCCCAUCCCUCUCAGUUGCUCCUGGUCAAAUGAGUGAGGAUCAGGAUAGCAAUGAUCCAGCCAAAACGGAAGGGCCCCAUCCUCUUCCGGAACGUCCGCCGCUAGCAGUCGACCAGACUGCAGCCGACAUGGCCGCCGACGCUACUGAGCAGGUCGCUAGUAUCUCCCGAGACCAGUCUUCUCGCGAAUCCUCGGUGUCAGAGGCCUAUGAGCCUCCAGAGCCAGAGGGAAAUGACAGCCCUGCUGGCUCUGUCUACACUCCUCCACUUGAUCCUCCCUCUCCUGGCCCCGUCGAGCUCAAUGAGGGGUCUCGGUCUCCAAACAAUCAGUUGCAGAAACCUGAUGAUGUGCUGACUGGAAAGGACCAGGGAUUGGAAGUCCAACGCCCCAGAUACCAUACGCAGGUUGGCCUUCUAGAUGAUAACAAGGGGCAACCUGAACGUACGGAAAGUAAAUUUACUCCGUACCAGAGUGCGCUAAAGAACUUCAAGACCUAUCGGUAUCAUCCCAAGUACGAUGAUGAGGUCUCGGAGGGUUUUCGGUCCCUAACGUAUAGCCACAACAUUGACCCCAUGAAGUGUCUUUGUCCGUUCGAGGCUGCAGGGGGCGUCUGCAACGACCACUCCUGUGAAUACCAACAUUUUCGGGACAUGUCUCUGAGCGAAGACAAAGUCCUUGUUCAAAUGGGAUCGCUCCGAGAGGGCAAGACAUCCGAAGAAAAAGACAACUACAUCGCUGGUUUGAAACAGAUCAUCAACGACAUGCGACGCGACAAGGUGAAAGACUUUAACACUGUGGCCAAGGAGAUUGCCGCAUACCGUAGACGCUUUCUUCAAGACCCCUCUCGGAUCCUGCCUUUGUAACUGUUCCCUCUUCUAUCUGGGCCACAACCGACUCGGCAGCUCGAUAGGGGAUGCCAUCUCUUAUCAAGGUGAGCGGCCGAAGAGUUAUCCGAAAACCGCCGAUCCACAGCCGGCGAAGCACAAGAGCUAUCUCGCCAAUGGCUCACUCAUGCAUGACAUUUUGGCCUUGGCCGUAGCAGCUAUCCUCCAGUUUUCCUUCAGCAUUUUUUGAUACCCGCAUAUCUACUCGCAUCACACGCUCUCUUCUGCAUAUGGAUUAGCAAGUACAGUGUUUUGGUUUUUCAUUUCUUAUCCUUCAUUUUCCUCCCAGGGAACUGCACCCAUUUAUUCUGCCAGAAAGAGACAAAAACAAGAAAAAAACAUGCAGUUGGCAGAGAACAUUGUCUAUCCGCCUCUUGAGAAGUGGACGCAAGCUGAUUGCGCUAUAAAUUCGACAGCUGGACAGGUGCCCAGCCAGUUGCCUGAUGAAUUGGGCAUAUGACGGAUCGAGGGUCGAUCGUCAGUAAGACACUGGGCUAGAAUUCUAUACAUAGCAUAGCGAAU
Aspergillus candidus is the source of this 4471-nucleotide messenger RNA. RefSeq lists its product as uncharacterized. NCBI's taxonomy places the organism in Eukaryota, Fungi, Ascomycota, Eurotiomycetes, Eurotiales, Aspergillaceae. The transcript has 6 exons. Gene Ontology annotation, cellular component: exosome (RNase complex); nucleus. The coding region runs from base 269 to 3928 and encodes 1219 amino acids. The record is from RefSeq and is a predicted model, not a curated record.